UUCUUUUUUGGUUCUUUCCACUCCACACGCGCACGGUCGUUGCAGUUCAUCCAAACGUGACUGUAGGACAACAAAACAGGAAUCAAACUAGGAAGCGUCGUUGGAAAGCGGACAGGAGAGUCUGUUUUUAAACGGUACGAGGCUCGGCAGUAGCGGCCAGGCGGCGGACCGAAGCUCCGGAGAGCGGAGGUGUGGCGUGGGGGGGGGGGGGGGGGGGCAACCCAGCCCCGCCGUUACACACUUUCUACAGCAACCCAGGAGGAACCCGGCUGACUUUUUCUCCCGCUUCGUUUCCGCCUCAUGACCCAAUUCCCAGGACAACGUGGGGUCCACGGCGCGCGGGGAAACGGUGGGACGAGUUUGCAGAGACGUUGGCUGGAAUGAAGGCUCGGAUCGAAAAUAGAGGAGCAGCUCUGAAGUGAAGGCAGUUGGCAGCCAAGGACAGAAACGAGGUGGACGACACGUCGGAGGGGCGUGGGAAUCGCUAACCGCACGCACGUACAGUAUGAUUGGGUGUCUCCCAUUCCUCCUUCCGUCUGCCUAAGAGCGACGUCCACCUCCAGCACUGGCUGCAGGGCCAGCAGAUUUACCCCCGCGGAUACCCCAACCUCUUCCGUGUCCUGAAGCUUCACACCCAGCAACAACCUCACAGGGGGUCAACAACCCCCCACCCCCACUGCGUCCCCCCGCCCUCCACUGCUCCCCUCCCAGGUACUCCAGGGACGAGACGACUCUGUGCUUUACAGACAGACCCCUCCGGACCGUCGAAUGACGAGCGUGCUUCGGAGGGCGGGGCUUGCCUCAGUCUCUCAUGAUUGGCUGCUGGAUGGAAUUGAGGUGAAUGGAACACAUGCCCAAGGAGCAGGACUCUAACCCAUCAGAGGGAGAAGAGAAACAGUGGCUCAAUGGCCCUAAGAGGAAGAGGAAGAACAGCCAAUGUUCGGUGAAGAGUAUGACUGGGUACAUCCCCAGCUACCUCGAAAAGGAUGAGCCAUGCGUGGUGUGUGGCGACAAGGCCACAGGGUACCACUACCGCUGUAUUACCUGCGAGGGCUGCAAGGGUUUCUUUCGUAGGACCAUUCAAAAGAACCUCCACCCCACCUACUCCUGCGAAUAUGAUGGCUGCUGCAUUAUUGACAAGAUCACCCGGAACCAGUGCCAGCUGUGUCGCUUUAAGAAGUGCAUCUCGGUGGGAAUGGCCAUGGACUUGGUCCUGGAUGACUCAAAGCGGGUGGCCAAACGGCGCCUUAUUGAGGAGAACAGGGAGAAACGCAAAAAGGAGGAGAUGGUGAAGACCCUGCAGACCCGUCCAGAGCCCACUGUGGCCGAGUGGGACCUGAUCCGGCUGGUGACGGAGGCCCAUCGGCAUACCAACGCUCAGGGCGCACAGUGGAAACAGAACCGCAAAUUCCUGCCAGAGAAGAUUGGCCAAUCUCCGGUUGCCCCGACGUCCGACGGAGACAAGGUGGACCUGGAAGCCUUCAGCGAAUUCACCAAGAUCAUCACCCCUGCCAUCACACGAGUAGUCGACUUUGCCAAAAAACUGCCCAUGUUCUCUGAGCUGCCUUGUGAAGACCAGAUCAUCUUGUUGAAGGGCUGCUGCAUGGAGAUCAUGUCGUUGCGAGCGGCAAUCCGUUAUGACCCCGAAAGCGAGACGCUGACGCUGAGCGGGGAGAUAGCCGUGAAGCGCGAGCAGCUGAAGAACGGAGGGCUGGGUGUGGUGUCUGACGCCAUCUUUGAUUUGGGCAAAAGCCUGGCGCAGUUCAACCUGGACGACACGGAAGUGGCGCUUCUGCAGGCCGUGCUUCUCAUGAGCUCAGAUCGCUCAGGCCUGACGUCUGUGGACAAGAUAGAGAAGUGCCAGGAGACGUACCUGCUGGCAUUCGAGCACUACAUCAACUACCGCAAGCACAACAUUCCCCACUUCUGGCCCAAACUCCUGAUGAAGGUGACGGACCUGCGGAUGAUCGGCGCGUGCCACGCCAGCCGUUUCCUUCACAUGAAGGUGGAGUGUCCCAACGAACUGUUCCCGCCGCUUUUCCUCGAGGUCUUCGAGGAACAGGAAGUGUGACACGUGCAGACGCCAGCGUGUGUAACGGAAAGCAGGAAACGGGAGACGGGCUAAGCCACAGAGACGCGUGGAGAGUCUCAUCGGCAGGAAUUUGCGUUUCUCCGACAUCAAAUUCACAGUUUGUGGUUACAAAGAAACUGGAUAUAACCGGAAAGAAAACACACACCAGCAACGGGAGAAUGGAACAAGAACCUCCUCCCUUCUCUUUCUUACACCUUCUGUUUAAACAUCCGUGUGGGGGCCCUUC
Poecilia latipinna (sailfin molly) is the source of this 2318-nucleotide messenger RNA. RefSeq names its product thyroid hormone receptor alpha b (gene thrab). The record is from RefSeq and is a predicted model, not a curated record. Gene Ontology annotation, molecular function: RNA polymerase II cis-regulatory region sequence-specific DNA binding; zinc ion binding; nuclear receptor activity. The coding region runs from base 842 to 2071 and encodes 409 amino acids. Gene Ontology annotation, cellular component: RNA polymerase II transcription regulator complex. NCBI's taxonomy places the organism in Eukaryota, Metazoa, Chordata, Actinopteri, Cyprinodontiformes, Poeciliidae. The transcript is spliced from 11 exons. Gene Ontology annotation, biological process: retinoic acid receptor signaling pathway; cell differentiation; positive regulation of transcription by RNA polymerase II.